This is a messenger RNA of Cuscuta campestris, 1639 nucleotides long. The record is from the annotation of a GenBank genome assembly. NCBI's taxonomy places the organism in Eukaryota, Viridiplantae, Streptophyta, Magnoliopsida, Solanales, Convolvulaceae.
AGUCCCUUAUCUUUCGCUAUCCAGCCCUCCGAGUCAAGUAAGUUCCCCCUUCCUUCUCUUUUUUCUUUCCCGGCCAUGUCUUCGUCUAGCGAUAGGAUCUCGUCCUCAGAGGACUGCUCCUCUGAGGAUUCCAACUCAUCUUCCUCGACCGGGUCUUCUUCUCCUGAAUCUACGCCCGUCCUACCGGGCGGGGCUGGCUGCGAAGGUUUUGUAUUCUUCAAAGCCCGCACCGGUAGGAAGUUCAUUUCCGAAGUCCCCCAGAGUAACCGGGGAUGGAAGGAAAAAUUUGUUUUCAUCGAAUUUCCCCCCUUCUUCACUCCUCUGGCCGGCCUGAAGUGGAAUGAUCAUCUGCUCGACCAAGAGUACACUGCACCGGCUUCCUCCCCGGACUUGGAAGCGAAUCUUGAGGUCCUCAUCCGUGGGGAUCCUUUCACCGGGAGGACUUUCCAUUAUGGCAGCUGGGUUUGGAGGGUUGAAUCGGGUGGCGAGGGUACCUCCCAGGCCCAUGAUGCAGCGGGGCGCGGGGUACCCUCCCCGGGCAACACUGCGGAGGCUGAGGACAACUCCCACCCAGAUAUGGAGUUCGAAGAGUUCGCCAUCCCUGACGACCAACCAGCCGGGGAGACCAGGGGCUCCGAAGCCAAUCCUGCCAGGACUUUCCUGGUCAAUCCAGAGACCGUGGAAAUCCUGGAUGAAGAUGAGCCCCAAGACAACCGGUCUAAGGGGAAGGAGAAGGAGAAGGCCGGUCGCCGGGUGAAGAAGGUGGCGACCACGCACCCUUCCUACGCCAAGAAAAGGGCAAGGUCAGAUCCUGAGCCGGCCGGCCAGACUAUCGAGGAGGCCUUCAUCAAUCUGGGGCUAAGGCUAAAGGAGGCGGGGGAGAUCGGGCCGCAAACAGUGGACCGGUUGGGGAUGAGUUCCCCUUCUGAAGUCGACCGGCUGAAGAAGGAGAAGGAAGAGAUGGCACUCAUCCUGAGGAGCCAGGCUGAUGAGCUGAUCCGGCUGUUUGGGCUGGCCGGGGCAAUGAAGACUGAAAUCUCCCAACUGAAGGAGGAGAAUGGCCGGCUUCUGGACGAGGUCUCUGAAGCCAAGAGGGAAGCAGCGGAAAAGGAAGAAACCUUCCCCGAGCGCGCUGUCGCCUGGGUUGAAGAGAACAAAGCCGUUGCUGCCCGGGUGAUGACGGCGACGCCGGAGGCCGCGAUGGAGUCCUUCAGGCUUCUGUAUCGGGAGCCUGAAGGAAGGAGAAUGAUCACCGCGAUUGGAUCCUUCGGAUUCAAGAGUGGACAAAAGAAAGACCGGAUCGCCUCUCACCGGGCACUGCUUAGAAGAGACCCAAGCUUCAGCGCGACAUCUUACGGCCUGGCUCCAAUCCUUGAAGAAGAGCCCAUUCCCCCUUUCCCCUUAGAUUAGGAUCUCCCCGGCCUAGACCGGUUGUUCUUUGUAAAACUUCAAACUCAUUCUCCCGGGAAUGCCCGGUGUAACUGUAAAACAUUUAACAUUCUUAUUUCGUUUGAAUGCCAUGUUUUCUCUUCAUACCGGUUAAUCUUCCACGUCUGAUUGUUUGAUUUAUUUUUUUGAUCUUGCUCCUUAGAAUACCAUCAUAGAAAUUCUGACCGGUACAUAAAUCAGGCCACUUCCC